This is a messenger RNA of Trypanosoma theileri, 924 nucleotides long. RefSeq lists its product as uncharacterized. The transcript has a single exon. Bases 1 to 924 code for a protein of 307 amino acids. Lineage: Eukaryota; Euglenozoa; Kinetoplastea; Trypanosomatida; Trypanosomatidae. The record is from RefSeq and is a predicted model, not a curated record.
AUGAUGAUGAUGAUGAGCCGUGUGAUGUGUGUGUUGGCCGUUGUGCUGUGCUGCGCCUGCGGGUAUACCAUGGCGGCUGCUGCUACUGCUGUUAAGGCAGGACAGCGAAAGGCGGUGAUGGCGGUAUUUGAUACUUCGGUUAGCAGAACUGCUGAACGACUACAGAACGAACAGAUAUUGCGAGUGGAGUGUAAAACUAACCUUUCUGCUAUUAAAGGUAAAUUAAAUUGUACGUCAGUGGGAAUAACAAGUGAUCCCAGUAUACCAGGUACCAGUGUCAGUCUUGAACAACACGCACAACAAGAACACCUACAAGAAAAAGGGGUACAAGGUGCGGAACUUCCUGAAGGUGGUAUUCAAGCCAGUGGUGUCGUUGGUAAUGUGGGUCGUGAAGGUCAACACGGUCCUGUGGGUUCUGAGAACAACUCUUUUGGAAGCGGAGUUCAUAGAGAAAGUACGACAGACACAUCAAAUACAUCCGCACAGUCUACAUCUGCAGUAAUUUCUUCUGUGAGUCCACCGGCUAAUGACAGUCCUUCACCGAAUGCACCUCCAGAGAACAGUAGAACUUCAACAGCAUCCAAUAACGAGAAUACAGGUAACCAGCAAUCGCCUGUAGAGGGAAGUGCGGAAGUCAUCUCAGACCCAGAAGGAACCAGUUCCACUACUCCACCGAGGCCCGAGAACACUACCACAGAAUCACAAGAAACCAAUUCCACUACUCAGCCGAGCUCCGAGAGCAAUGUCACUGAUGCAGCAACCACCACUCCAUCUCCUGCACCUGUACCCAAUUCAGAGAUCAGCAACAUCGCUUCCACCCUAAAGAACAAGGCUAAUGGUGACAGCAGUGUCAGUCCUGUGUGGAUGCGCACUGCAGCACCGAUGCUGAUUGUGGUUGUGUUGUUCUCCGCUACCCUGUACUGA